UUGAGGGUAUCAGGCAUCUUCAGAAUUCCAACCGACAUCAUGAAGUGCAUCCUAUUAGCUGUUCUGGCUGCGGUCGCCUUAUCGUCCGUCAGUGGUACCGCCAUUCCUGGCAAGGGUAACACCUUGAUCAUAAAUGUUUGCGGCAGCUACUACAGCAACCUCGGCCUGACCAUCAAUGGUGUGCUGAAUGCUGUCAGUGGACUUCUGAGGAAUCUCCUUGCCCUAGUUGGCAUCGUCGUUAACACUUUGCUGGGUCUACUCGGAGGCCUGCUCAACGUCCUCCUUGGAGGACUUUUAGGAGGCGGCAAUAAAGUGACCCUCAAUACGUUCUUGACUGCCCCCAAGACUAAAGGAGAAUACUUGGACUACGUUUUCAGGCUGGUCAUCAGUUACCAAGCUGUCAUUGACAAGGCCUGCCCAGGACUUGGUGCCGUCUGGAUCCGCGCCGUCUACAUUUCUCUUACCAUUACCAUCUCCGCUGACUACAAAACUUACUCUGGAUCUAAGCUGUUUAAGCCACUGAAGGGAAACUUAGCUGACUGGCUCAAACAACUCAAAUAUAACGAUUGCGUGAAAGAUUUCAACGCUGUCCUCAAGAAACACGGAGGAUGGAUCAACCUGGUUGGAGUCAAGAGAGUCCUCUUCCUCGCUGUCAAUGACAUACUUGGAGAGAUUUCCGCCAUCUUGUCGGUUGGAGUCAACGCCAUUGGAGGACUUCUAAUAUUAGCUAAUAUCACUGUGAAAAUUGUUAUCCAAUCCGUUGGUAUCAUUGUUUGCCUGCUCGCCAACCUGUUGGAUGAAGUUGGUGACAUUCUGGACGACGUCAUUGAUGCUCUCUUCGGUAUUAUCGGCACAAUAGGAAUCCUUGGCGAAGGAGACAUCUAUGACUGCCAAUCAGAGAUCAUCUAUACCUGCAGCAAAUACAGCAACAAGGAUUACAAUGAUCUUUUUGAUUAACACAGUGUUGCCCUCUGAGUAAAUUUUCACUGAACCCUGGCCUUUUUUGGUGAACUCCGGCACCCAUAUACCUUUAUGUUUUCCAACUAAAUAUUCAUCAUCAUCAGCCCAUUAACGUCCCCACUGCUAGGGCACGGGCCUUCUCUAUGAAUGGAUAGGGAGAUCGGGCCUUAAACCACCACGCGGGCCCAGUGCGGAUUGAUGGUUAUUAACGACUGCUAAUGCAGCCGGGACCAACGGCUUAACGUGCCUUCCGAAGCACGGAGGAGCUCGAGAUGAAUAUUUUUUUUGUGGUCACCCAUCCUAUGACCGGCCUUUGCGAAAGUUGCUUUACUUCAACAAUCGCAGACCGAGCGCGUUAACCGCUGCGCCACCGAGCUCCUCUAAAUUACUAAACUACGUAAAUAUUAAUAUGUGUAUAUGUGUAUAUUUUAAUGUUGUAUAUGUGUGUCGGUUUUACCUAAAUUAACUUUUUUAUUAUUAUUAUUACUAAAAUGUUUUUACCAGUGUCAAAUUUCAAUCAUCUGUCACGUUAGUCUAACAGAAAGCUCGGUGAAGCGUGCGUACUUAGUUCAUCUUGCGAUGGCUGUAGGUACCUGACUAUCCCAAUUGGGAAUAUGGUUAUGAGCUUAUGUUAUGUUCAUGU
Messenger RNA from Pectinophora gossypiella (pink bollworm), 1603 nucleotides. RefSeq lists its product as uncharacterized. The record is from RefSeq and is a predicted model, not a curated record. The transcript has 13 exons. Bases 40 to 957 code for a protein of 305 amino acids. NCBI's taxonomy places the organism in Eukaryota, Metazoa, Arthropoda, Insecta, Lepidoptera, Gelechiidae.